CAAUGCGCAUGCGUAUUUGGCGGCAAUGCUUUCUUGGAUUUGAUACGGUGUUGAGUAUUGGAGGGAUUCUAGAAGACUUCUGUUUAUUUUGUAUUUCUUGUUUGAUAUUUCCGACAUUCGCUGAGAGUCCCCACAAGAGGUUUUAUCUGCGCAUGCGUUGUAGCAUCACGCGGUUUCUCGCUGUCAUGAGCAUAGUAAGCGAUGAAUUGAACUUUCUCGUCUACAGAUACUUACAAGAGUCAGGUUUUCACCACUCUGCUUUCACGUUUUCUAUGGAGAGCAACGUGUCAACAUCAAACAUCAACGGUUCCCAAGUUCCUCCAGGAGCACUUGUUGCUGCUGUUCAGAGAGGUUUACAGUAUGUGCAAGCCGAGAUUGGAAUCAGUGAAGAUGGCAGCUCAAUCGAAGACGUGAAACCCGUCUCUCUCAUUAGUUCCGUGUCUCUGGACUUUGUGGCGUCUCAACUGUCUCAUCGUCCAGCAGCAGUUGCGAUGCCAGUUGCAUUGAAUGAAAGUGUUCCACAACAGACAUACAAUAUAAGUGGCACAGAAUCUCAGAAUGGAAGCAUUGCCAUGGCUUACAGCCACGGCAUCAAGACAGGGAUGCCCGUAAAAGAGGAGAUGCCUAAUGGUCCACAUGCACAUCCAACUUUUGACAGUAUGGACAUUAACAUGUCAUCGGUGGUACCUGUGUCUGUGUCAUCAUCUCAGACGUCUGCCCAGCCUCCUCCAUUACCAGAGCCAGCACCAAAUAAUAGAUCGGUGAUAUUAAGAGGCCAUGAGGCUGAAGUCUUUAUCUGUGCAUGGAACCCUGUCACCGAUGUGUUGGCAUCGGGUUCUGGAGACUCAACAGCUCGAUUAUGGGAUAUGCGUGGGGACGAGCCUCUCGUCAUGAUAUUGCCUCAUAUAGCGACCGAUACAAAUAUACAGAGUAAAGAUGUCACAACUUUAGAAUGGAAUAUGGAUGGCUCUUUAUUAGCAACUGGAUUCUAUGACGGUCAGGCAAGAAUUUGGAGUCCAGAUGGUACUUUGUUACGGUCACUUGUACAGCAUCAAGGUCCUAUCUUUGCAGUGAAGUGGAAUCGAAAGGGAAAUUAUGUUGUAACUGGAGGAGUUGAUAAAACGGCUAUUGUGUGGGAGGCACAAACAGGAGAAGUUAAACAGCAGUUUGCUUUUCAUCAAGCGCCAACUUUGGAUGUUGACUGGCAGAGCAAUACGUGUUUUGCUUCAUGCUCAACAGAUAAAGAUAUUCAUAUAUGCAAGUUAGGGUUUGACAAGCCCGUCAAGACUUUCAAAGGCCAUUCAAAUGAAGUCAAUACAGUCAAGUGGGAUCCAAGUGGUACGCUACUUGCGUCUUGCUCGGAUGACACAACAGUAAAGAUUUGGUCAAUGAAACAAGACAUGUGUCUACACAGUUUGUCACAUCAGAAGGAAAUCUAUACAAUCAAAUGGAGUCCAACUGGACCAGGAACUGAAAACCCUCACGCGCCUUCACUUCUUGCCAGUGCCUCGUUUGAUCACACCGUGCGUGUGUGGGAUGUGGAUCGUGGUUUGUGCCUUCACACUCUUAGAUCUCACCAAGAAGCCGUUUAUGCAAUAGCAUUUAGUCCAAGUGGAGAGCUAUUGGCUAGUGGAUCAUUCGAUUCUACUCUCCGGUUAUGGAGACUCAAGGAUGGGCAACUCAUUCAUACAUACAGCACGGGUACAGGUAGUGACGUUGGUGCAAGUAUGGGGGUAUUCGAGGUUAGUUGGAAUCACAAUGGCAGUAAAGUAGCAGGCAGCUGCUCAGACAACACAGUACGCGUUCUCGAUGUUCGGAAAGGUCUAUUGUAACAUCAGAUCGA
Molecule: messenger RNA, 1843 nt
Organism: Corticium candelabrum
Lineage: Eukaryota; Metazoa; Porifera; Homoscleromorpha; Homosclerophorida; Plakinidae
Product: F-box-like/WD repeat-containing protein TBL1XR1
Exons: 13
Coding region: 3-1832 (609 amino acids)
Biological process (GO): regulation of transcription by RNA polymerase II
Cellular component (GO): histone deacetylase complex
Molecular function (GO): protein binding; transcription corepressor activity
Source: RefSeq, a predicted model, not a curated record